Ochotona princeps (American pika) is the source of this 4498-nucleotide messenger RNA. RefSeq names its product erb-b2 receptor tyrosine kinase 2 (gene ERBB2). The coding region runs from base 213 to 3980 and encodes 1255 amino acids. The transcript is spliced from 27 exons. Gene Ontology annotation, cellular component: basal plasma membrane; signaling receptor complex. NCBI's taxonomy places the organism in Eukaryota, Metazoa, Chordata, Mammalia, Lagomorpha, Ochotonidae. The record is from RefSeq and is a predicted model, not a curated record. Gene Ontology annotation, biological process: protein phosphorylation; positive regulation of cell population proliferation; neuron differentiation. Gene Ontology annotation, molecular function: transmembrane receptor protein tyrosine kinase activity; ATP binding.
AGGAGGAGGAGGAGGAGGGCUGCUUGAGGAAGUACGAGAAUGAAGUUGUGGAGCUGAGAUUCCCCUCCUUCGGGAACCGAGCGACGAGGAGCGCCCCUUCCCGGGGCGACCUUUCCGGAGCUGCACGACCGCCCCCAACCCCUUUCGUCGAGCCCCGCAGCCCUCCAGCCUGGUCCAGCCGGAGCCAUGGGGCCCGAGCCGCAGUGAACACUAUGGAGCUGGAGGCCUGGUAUCGCUGGGGGCUCCUCCUUGCCCUCCUGGCCCCCGGAGCCGCGGGGACUCAAGUGUGCACCGGCACCGACAUGAAGCUACGGUUCCCAGCCAGCCCUGAGACCCACCUGGACAUGCUUCGCUACCUCUACCAGGGCUGUCAGGUGGUGCAGGGGAACCUGGAACUCACCUACCUGCCUGCCAAUGCCAGUCUCUCCUUCCUGCAGGACAUCCAGGAGGUGCAAGGUUACGUGCUCAUCGCUCACAAUCAGGUGCAGCAGGUCCCGCUGCAGAGGCUGCGCAUCGUGCGAGGCACCCAGCUCUUUGAGGACAGCUUCGCCCUGGCUGUACUGGACAAUAGUGACCCGCAGGACAAUUCCACCGCCAUCCCAGGGGCCACCCCGGGUGGGCUGCGAGAGCUGCAGCUUCGGAGCCUCACAGAGAUCCUGAAGGGAGGGGUCCUGAUCCAGCGGAACCCACAGCUCUGCUACCAGGACACCAUUCUGUGGCAGGACAUCUUCCACAAGAACAACCGGCUGGCCCUUACCCGCAUAGAUACCAACCGGGCUCGGACCUGCGCCCCCUGUUCUCCAGCUUGCCAAGCCUCCGGCUGCUGGGGAGAAGGUCCUGAAGAUUGUCAGAGCUUGACACGCACGAUUUGUGCUGGAGGCUGUGCCCGCUGCAAGGGCCAGCUGCCCACGGACUGCUGUCACGAGCAGUGUGCCGCCGGCUGCAUAGGCCCCAAACACUCCGACUGUCUGGCCUGCCUGCACUUCAACCACAGCGGCAUCUGCGAGUUGCACUGCCCGGCCCUGGUCACCUAUAACACCGACACAUUUGAGUCCAUGCCCAACCCUGAGGGCCGCUACACCUUCGGUGCCAGCUGUGUGACCACCUGUCCCUAUAACUACUUGUCUACGGAUGUGGGCUCCUGCACCUUGGUCUGCCCCCUGAACAACCAGGAGGUGACAACUGAGGAUGGAACCCAGCGGUGUGAGAAGUGCAGCAAGCCCUGUGCCCGAGUGUGCUAUGGUCUGGGUAUGGAGCACCUGCGGGAGGUGAGGGCAGUCACCAGCUCCAACAUCCAAGAGUUUGCCGGCUGCAAGAAGAUCUUUGGGAGCCUGGCCUUUUUGCCUGAGAGCUUUGAAGGGGACCCAACCUCUGGCACUGCCCCACUCUCACUUGAGCAGCUCAGAGUGUUUGGAACCCUGGAGGAGAUUACAGGUUACUUGUACAUUGCUGCGUGGCCAGACAGCCUGCCUGAUCUCAGUGUCUUCCAGAACCUCCGCGUCAUCCGGGGACGAGUCCUGCAUGACGGCGCCUACUCACUGACCUUGCAAGGCCUGGGCAUCCGCUGGCUGGGGCUGCGCUCGUUGCGGGAACUGGGCAGCGGCCUGGCCCUCAUCCACCGCAACCCCCGGCUUUGCUUUGUGCACACGGUGCCCUGGGAGCAGCUCUUCCGGAACCCACACCAAGCGCUGUUACACAGUGGCAAUCGACCAGAAAGCGAGUGCACGGGUGAAGGCCUGGCCUGCUACUCAUUGUGCGCCCAUGGUCACUGUUGGGGGCCAGGGCCCACCCAGUGUGUCACCUGCAGCCAGUUCCUUCGAGGCCAGGAGUGUGUGGAGGAAUGCCGAGUACUGCAGGGGCUCCCGAGGGAGUAUGUGAGUGACAGGCACUGUCUGCCCUGUCACUCUGAGUGUCAGCCCCAGAAUGGCUCUGUCACCUGCUUCGAAUCGGGGGCCGACCAAUGUGUGGCCUGUGCCCACUACAAGGAUGCUCCCUACUGCGUGGCUCGCUGCCCCAGCGGGGUGAAGCCCGAUCUCUCCUAUAUGCCCGUCUGGAAGUUCCCGGAUGAGGAGGGCACAUGCCAACCGUGCCCCAUCAACUGCACCCAUGCCUGCGUGGACCUGGAUGACAAGGGCUGCCCCGCCGAGCAGAGAGCCAGCCCCGUGACAUCCAUCAUCGCCACUGUGGUGGGCGUUCUGCUGGUCGUGCUCAUGGGGGUGGUCCUGGGGAUCUUCAUCAAGCGACGGCGGCAGAAGAUCCGCAAGUACACAAUGCGGAGGCUGCUGCAGGAGACCGAGCUGGUGGAGCCUCUCACACCAAGUGGAGCGAUGCCCAACCAGGCCCAGAUGCGCAUCCUGAAAGAGACGGAGCUGCGUAAGGUGAAGGUGCUUGGCUCAGGAGCCUUCGGCACAGUGUACAAGGGCAUCUGGAUCCCUGAUGGGGAGAAUGUGAAAAUUCCUGUGGCCAUCAAAGUGUUGAGGGAAAACACCUCCCCGAAAGCCAACAAAGAAAUCUUGGACGAAGCAUACGUGAUGGCCGGAGUGGGUUCCCCGUACGUGUCACGCCUCCUGGGCAUCUGCCUGACAUCCACAGUACAGCUGGUGACACAGCUGAUGCCCUAUGGCUGUCUCCUGGAUCAUGUCCGCGAGCACCGUGGGCGCCUGGGCUCCCAGGACUUGCUGAACUGGUGUGUGCAGAUUGCCAAGGGGAUGAGCUACUUGGAGGAGGUGCGGUUGGUGCACAGGGACCUGGCUGCGCGCAACGUGCUAGUCAAGAGCCCCAACCACGUCAAGAUCACAGACUUCGGGCUGGCUCGACUGCUGGAUAUUGACGAGACAGAGUACCAUGCGGAUGGGGGCAAGGUGCCCAUCAAGUGGAUGGCAUUGGAAUCCAUUCUCCGCCGGCGGUUCACCCACCAGAGUGAUGUGUGGAGCUACGGGGUGACUGUGUGGGAGCUGAUGACUUUUGGAGCCAAACCUUACGAUGGGAUUCCAGCCCGGGAGAUCCCUGACCUGUUGGAGAAGGGGGAACGGCUGCCCCAGCCCCCGAUCUGCACCAUUGAUGUCUACAUGAUCAUGGUCAAAUGUUGGAUGAUAGACUCCGAAUGUCGGCCCAGAUUCCGGGAGUUGGUGUCUGAAUUCUCCCGCAUGGCCAGGGAUCCACAGCGCUUUGUGGUCAUCCAGAAUGAGGACUUGGGCCCCGCCAGCCCGCUGGACAGCACAUUCUACCGCUCACUGCUGGAGGAUGACGACAUGGGGGAUCUGGUGGAUGCUGAGGAGUACCUGGUGCCCCAGCAGGGUUUCUUCUGCCCGGACCCUGCCCCGGGCACUGCAAACACAGCCCACCGCAGGCAUCGCAGCUCAUCCACCAGGAGCGGCGGUGGUGAGCCGACACUGGGGCUGGAGCCGAGUGAGGAGGAGCCGCCCAGGUCCCCAGCGGCCCCCUCGGAAGGGGCUAGCUCCGACGUGUUUGAUGGUGACUUGGGAAUGGCGGCAGCCAAGGGGCUGCAGAGCCUCCCCCCACAUGACCCCAACCCUCUGCAGCGGUACAGUGAGGACCCCACAGGACCCCUGCCCUCAGAGACAGACGGUUAUGUUCCCCCCCUGACCUGCAGCCCCCAGCCCGAAUAUGUGAACCAGCCUGAGGUCCGGCCACAGCCCCCUUCCCCACUGGAGGGCCCUCUGUCUCCUGCCCGGCCAGCUGGAGCCACCUUGGAAAGGCCCAAGACUCUCUCCCCUGGGAAGAAUGGGGUCAUCAAAGACGUUUUUGCCUUCGGGGGUGCUGUGGAGAACCCUGAGUACUUGGCCCCCCGGGCAGGGGCUCCCCCUCAGCCCCACUCUCCUCCUGCCUUCAGCCCAGCCUUUGACAAUCUCUACUACUGGGACCAGGACUCAGCAGAGCGGGGGUCUCCACCCAGCACCUUUGAAGGGACUCCCACGGCAGAGAACCCUGAGUACCUGGGCCUGGACGUGCCAGUGUGACCCACGAGGUCAAGUUCACUGAAGCCCUGCUGUGCCCUCACUCAGGGAGCGGGAGCGCCCUGAUUUCCGGCUCACAUGACCAGGAGGCAAGGAGAGGACCCUGUGACCACCUCCAGGGCCACCUGCCAUGGCAUGCACCUGUCCUACGGCAUUCUCUCCCUGCUGUGUUCCCAGGUGGCUGGGAGGGACCCAGCCAGGCUGGAAGAGAGGGGCUAGCCUUGGCUGACAUCAGAGCCCUGCACCACCAACCCAAGGCUCCGACAAAUGCCAUAGCCACAGCCUCCUCAUGCGAGGCAUUGGCUUGGUACUGAGGGACCGAAUGUAGCUGGGCCCAGGAGGGGAAGAGACCUGAGGGAGUGUCCCGGAACAACAGCCACCGGUUCAGGCUGAUCCCACGCUGUGGCGCCGUUUCCAGGAAGGAGGGAGUGGCCCAGCGUCCAGAUCCACCCUUGUACAAAGUGUUUUUUUGUUUUGUUUUUACUUGUUUUUUGUUUUUUUUUUUUAAGAUGAAAUAAGGA